AGAGCACAGGAUGGCAAAGUGGAUUUUAUUAUGGAUGAAGAUGGCUAUGUUAAUGUCUUCACUGAUGGCGCAUGCAGUUCCAACGGAUACAAAAACGCGCGAGCCGGUAUCGGCGUUUGGUUUCAAGACAAUCAUCCAUUGAAUGUAUCUCGACCAGUGGAGGGACGACCAACUAACAACAUGGCAGAAAUCCAAGCUGUCACAGUAGCUGCAAGGCAAGCUAAGAAAGCAGGAAUAAAAAAGCUCAAGAUAAAUACUGAUUCGAAAUUCCUCAUUUCCUGCAUCAUGCAAUGGAUGCCAGGUUGGAAGAAGAGAGGAUGGAGGACAGUGGAUAACAAGCCAGUUAUAAAUAAAACGGAAUUGUUGGAAAUGGAAAAAGAAUUGAAAUCGCUGACCAUUGCUUGGAAUCAUGUGAAUGGGCAUGUAGGGAUUCAUGGUAAUGAAAUGGCAGACAAGCUGGCGAGAAAGGGCUGCUUGCUGUACAAAUAAAAUUGAAUGAAGACCAAUAUUUAAUAAUAAUAUAAAGAACAUUAUCCUAUAAUUUUUGAAUUAAUAUAUCUUAUAAGAGAGAGUGAAAUUAUUCUUAGAUUAUAUUUUACUUUUGUAUACAUAUUGAACACUGUAAUUAGACAUUAUUUUGUGAAAUUAAUAAUCAAAUAUAUGAAGUACUUAUUCUGAUUGGAAAUAAACUCUUAAUAAAGAAUUUUAUCAAAUAUGC
Formica exsecta is the source of this 718-nucleotide messenger RNA. RefSeq names its product ribonuclease H1-like (gene rnh1). Gene Ontology annotation, molecular function: RNA-DNA hybrid ribonuclease activity; nucleic acid binding. Gene Ontology annotation, biological process: DNA replication, removal of RNA primer. The record is from RefSeq and is a predicted model, not a curated record. The transcript has 3 exons. Lineage: Eukaryota; Metazoa; Arthropoda; Insecta; Hymenoptera; Formicidae. The annotation marks the transcript as partial.